CGCGGGACGCGGUGCCGCGCUUCGAGGUUCGAGCGAGUCAGUCAGUAAGUUGACAUUAUCAACGUGCCGCGUGUGUCGCGUCCGGUCCCGAUGACCGCAGUCGCCUCGAGUUUAACGACGUUAUAAAUACGUACUCGACGAUACCCGUAAGAAGUGAAACGAGUGCCGUCGCAUCGCGUCGUGUGGUGUUCAUGUUGUGAUUUGUCAGUGAUUGAUGUGAAGUUGCCGGUUACCCGCAUCGCUGAUUCUUGAUCAACGUAAUCGACAGACUCACGGCUAUGUAUUCGACGCAGGGGUGACGGUUAUCAUCCGUGCCGCGAUGCCAACUUGCAGUGCGCUUUGCCUUCCGUAAAAAUACGAGAUCUGGAUUCAUCGAAGCUGCUGAGAAAUCAAGAGAGAAUCUUUGAACUAGCUGCUGUUCAACCGUCUCGCUUACAGAGGAAGAGCUCCGCAUCAUCAAUUCUGGACUAUAAAUACACACGCCACCGUCACCGUCGUCAUCGAAAUUUGCCGGGGUAGAGGAAACGGAAACGCAAACGGAAAGGAAGAGGAUAGGAGAGGAAAUUGUUAUACGAGAAGGAGGAUUUCAUUCGUCAAGACGUGACGACAUCGGUAAUACGCUAUCACAUGGUGCAGACAGGCAUGGCUGCGCCUUACGGUGGGGGUGUAUUUCCCCCGGCUGUAAACGGCGUCGGUGGCGUCGUCGGCGCCGCGGGAACCGCCGGGGAUGUAAAACCCCAGCCACCCGUCACGAUUAAGGAGGAUCCGAGCGGAGCCCCCCAGCAACCGCCGCCUGGGGCCCAGCAGGGGGCCCCGCAACCCGGGGCCCCGCAUCAAGCCGCCCCUGGGGCUCCGACGGUCGCAAGUUUCAGUCCACCUCCACCGCCGAACGGCGUCGAUCAGCAGGCGAUGUCGGAGGUGUUUCAGGCGGCGGUGGCGGCGGCAGCUGCGGCGGCGGUCGCGGGGGGCGGAGGGGCCCAACCACAGUCCCAAAAUCAGGGACCCGGCGGCGAGGGAAAUCCCGAGGGUAACGUCGAGGCUGCGAGUUUGGUGCCGGUAACGUCGGGCGCAACGACGCCGGCAACUGUGACGCCCGGUGCCGACCUCAAGGGACAACCUAAACGGCUACACGUCAGCAACAUACCGUUCAGAUUCAGAGAUCCAGAUCUAAGGGCGAUGUUUGGGCAAUUCGGACCGAUCCUCGACGUAGAGAUUAUUUUCAACGAACGCGGCAGCAAGGGAUUCGGUUUUGUAACAUUCGCAAAUAGUGCAGACGCGGACCGGGCACGCGAGAGACUUCACGGCACCGUGGUUGAGGGCAGAAAGAUUGAGGUGAACAACGCCACAGCGAGAGUCCAGACGAAAAAACCACCGACGGUGCCGAACGUAUGCGUCCAGUGGCCAGAGGGCUACAGGUUACCGGCGGUGCCUUGGAGCUGGUUGGGUGCGGCGACUCCUUCGGCAGCGGCGGCUGCGGCUGCGGCAGCGGCAGCGGUCACUCCGUCACCCGCUGCGGCGCCGCUGGUCCUGGCACCCAGAGCCGCGGCGAGACGGAGCGUCUACUAUGAUCCCUUCCUAGCGGCACACGCCGCGACGCAAGAUCCUAACUACAGGCUCCAGGUGGUUACUGGUCAUAACGAUUCAGGAUUACCGUUUGUGUUUCAGACAAAAGCGCCCGGUAUGGAGAUGUUACAGGCAGCUGCAGCAGCGGCCGCCGCGGCCUCUUCUCCGCUAUUGAAGACCCCUUUGUCGACGUCGCAGCAAGCCACGUAUGCAGCGGCAGCAACCUACACAGCAGUGGCGGCUCGUGCCUACGGAGCAGCCGCAGCAGCAGCCCAACCUGUCGCAGGCUACGCAGCAGUGGCAGGUUAUGGUCGCGAAUACGCAGAUCCUUACCUCGGACACGGAAUUGGACCAGUAGCUGGUUACGGGGCGACGGUGUACAGAGGUGGUUACAACAGGUUUGCACCCUACUAAAUAGAGAAAGAAUAAAGAAAAAAACUCAGUUCAAGUUUGGGGAAUAAUAUCAUUGCUGUUCUCUCGGAGUUUGACAAGGAAAAAUACUAAAUAAACAAAAGAAUGAAUGAAAGAAAGAGAGACGAAGAAGAAGACAUAGGGAGAAACGUAUACUCAGCAGCAGAUACCAUGACAGCCGGCUAGAAAUUGACACAAUCGUUGUGACCAGAGCAAUUCGCCAUUCACCAUCUCCUCAACGUUAAGCGUCCAUCUUCGUGAUCAUAAAAAAAAGAAAAAUGACAAGUUGGAAACGAUAUUAAAAGAAAAAAAGCUGAUAUCUGGAUUUCACCCAUACCGAUGCUACCCUCGUCGUGUAUAGCACAGCACUUGCAUGCGCGGCGUUGUAUUCGCACAUGCUACUCAAAGAAAAGAAAAAAAAACAAAAGCGCUGUCUAAUUACGCAAGCCAAAUUAUCAUGUUAAUAUAAUAAUAAUAAUAAUAACGAUAAUAGUAAUAAUAUAAUAAUGAAAUAAAUAAAUGAAUAAAAAGUUAGAUGGUAAUGUAAUAGAUAAUUGAACCACAAUAACUUGUAAACUAAUUGGAAAAAAAAAACAAAAAUUACUUUUAUUAUUAUACGUGUAUGUAGUCUCGGUUGGUGGCAAGCUACAUGGAGUGUAAUUAUUGUAAUUGAAAAUAAUAAGCAAGGUUCUGAGAAGUUUGAAACGACGAGAAAAUUGUUGAAAACACAACAAAGGCCACCGCUAGGUAUCGAUUGUUACAUAUAAAAAUAUACAAGUAAAGUAUAGUAUAUACCGAGUACGACACGAUAAUGUGUGCGUGUUGAAUAUUUGAGUUCUUUGAACAAAAUAGAGAAGAAAGAUAUACAGCAAGAAAAAAUCAAACGUUGUGAGCUAGAGAUUAUUGGUACGAUGAGCUGUUUGAAUACCGAACAAAAGAGAAGCUGAAUGAGUAGAGAAAGAAGAAAAAAAACUAAUGGGAAUGAUAAUUUGUUCACAGUACUCGAAAUUAUUUAUUACACAUAUAUUACCAUAGUCUAUAAUAAUAGAAAAUAGAAAUAAUAUUAUUAAUAAUUAUAAUAGUAAUAAUAAUCGUAAGAGAUACAGAACUUAUAGGUAGCUAGAUAUUAGGAUGAUAUAAGUAGACGAUUAUCCUACGUAAAAUUAAACUUGGUCAAAAUGAAUAGGCAGAAAAAGAAAAAUGAAAAAAAAAAAAAAAACGACGUCAGAAGAAGAGGAUGAAAAGGAAGGUUCUUAUGCCAAAUAAAUGUGUAGGUUUGAGGAACCGAGAAUUGUAGAUGAUAUACGAUACGUAGAAAUAAAAGUUAUUUACGAUACGUGCAUAAAAGAAAAAAACUAACGAACAAAACAAAUCGGAUUGAAUUGAGAUUUAGACCACCGCAUGUUUCGUGCCACGGGUGUUGGUGAAUAUUAACAGGGUCUAGUCAAUCGACAUUCAUUCAUUCAUUCUCUAGGAGAAGAUAUUAUAGAGACAAGGAAACUUUAGCUCUGUCGAUUUGAAGAACUCGAAAAUCAGUUUUUAAUUGUUAAUAAUAAUAGUAACAUCAACAAUAAUAAUAGUUUCUCAAUCGAUAUUUAAAAAAUUCAAAUCUCAGAGUCGUGUGUGUAGAUAUUUUCACUCGAUUAUACGUAUUAUGUAUUACGCCGGUACCUGUACAACUCUGUUUGAAAAUUGUUCCAGUUACCGUUUACCUUUUCAUACCUGUAAAAAACAAAAGAAAAAAAACCAAACCAAAAUGAACAGCUCUUUCGAUUGUAUAAAAUAGAUAUUUCUAUUCAGCAAUUGAAGUACCGGGAAUUCAGAGACAAUUUUCAACUAAUCUGAUUCCCCGUCCGUCUCCCUCGCCAAACUCUCCUUUUCGACGCGUAGAGUAAAUAAUAUAUACAAAUUGUCAGUUGUAAAGCAAGAAGAACCGUGUAACUGAAGAAGAAUCUGAUUUUAGACGUAACGUAGAACUUUUGGCAAAGAAAAUGCACAACCACACUCAUCCACACUCUUGAUGAAUACGUUAUACGUGCGCAGCACGCGUGUAAAGUAUUUGUGUAUAAUAAAUAGUAAGAUUAAAUAGUAGUAAUAAUAAUAAUUUCAAAUAGAAAUCGAACUGAUAUUAGUACACGAUAUAUUCGUUUUUUCGAAGCAACCAAAUCAAUCAAUAAUUGUUAUAUAUAUAUUUAUACUGUUAGUUUAGAGCGUGACGAACAUGACACAAAUGAUUAUUUCUUCAAUUUACUUUCAUUUCUUUUGCCACCUUCUCAUUUUCUUCACUUUUUAUCUCUUAUGCAUUCUCAAAAUCUCCUUGCUCUUUGUCCCCGCGUGUCACAAACAGUCUUUCGAAUUGAAGUUCGGUUGAUCGAAAACCGACAAACAAAAUAAAACUUAUCAUGUAUUUAAUAACCGUUUAUCUAUGAAGCUUUCACUAUUUCACUCGCGGUGUACGAAUAAGACUUUUGACACAUGAAUCAUUAUUCAUCAAUGUCCAAUCAAAUAGCACACGGUUGACACUGACGCAAUGAGGUGAAAUAAUUAGUUGGUUCAAGUUGACGGUUGAACAUUUGGUAAAAAAACACAUCAACAGCACUAUCAAAGCCCCAAAUUGAAUUCAGUUAAUUUAAAUCCAACUCUUUUAGAUGUAUAUGCACAUAAAUAGGUACACGACAAAGCUAAAACAAUAUAUUGCUUCUAUACUGCAUCAAUACAUAAAAUACUCAAAAAAUUGUUAGAAUAUGCGAUUGCGUUACCGAAUGAAUGAAUCAUAGAAUAAAUUGCAACAAUUUGGACAGACGUGAGGCAAGGAGGAGCAAUGGGGUGGAGAGAAAAAACAACAAAACAUAAGGAUGGGGGGUAGACAUCGGAGGGGCCUGAAAUCUGAGCGAUAUUUCCAACUAAUUAUCGUCAGCUCUCGGGCACAAACAAAUAUUAUAAUAAUAAUAAUAAUAAUAAUAAUAAUAAUAAUAAUAAUAAUAAUUAAUCAGAAUAAAAAAGUAAAAAUAAAUAGUUAUGAAUUAAGGAUUAACAAUAAUGGUACGCACAUUGAACCGAGUGAGUGAUAUCCUUGUUAAGUAUACAUAUUAUAUACAUGCGUAUAUGUCUGUAUAGGAUUGUAAUAUGUAAGUUGCAUAUAAGAAUAUGAGAUAAAUAAUAAUAAAUAGGUAGGUAGAGAGCGAGAGAACGAGAGAUAGAGGUGAAGUCAUCGGUGAAAGAAUCGGGAAGCCCGAAAGAUAAAACCAAACCAAAUGAAAUCGAAUCGAAUUGCUUGAUGAAAAAUAUCUAAACACAGAUGUAAGUAAAUAAGUCAACUUGGAAAUUAUGGAUGAUGUUUGUUAGCUUGGAACUACGACGCGUAAAUGUGGCAAAAUAUGACAAAAGUUAUUUAGCAAGAAUUUGAAAUUUACUUACAAUUCGUAAUGAGCAAUUCACUUCUCAUUCUGGUUUUCUAGUUUCUUUCACUUUUCCUUAUUCUGUUGUUCGUAGAAAGUUUAUGGGAUUGCUGUUACGUCGAGUCAAACGAGGAGGCGGAUAAGAUAGGAUCGAAGGGUGGUUUUUUUUUUUUUUUUACAUCUUUUUUUUUUUUUUCUUUUUUUAAUGGAGGCAGAAGUGGAGCACAAAUGAUUGCCACUUUCACUGUAUCAUUAGUUGUGAUCUUUUCUAUACGUUCGCGUAUAUCGCGCGCGUAUAUCCACAUAUUCGUGUAUAAUUAUACUUAUGUACAUAUAUACAUGUGCACACGCGCGUGAUAAUUAUAACUAAUAACGUCGUCUAAUAUUCAUGUCAUAAUAUCUCUAAACUUUAAAGCAUGCGCGGUAAUAAAGAAAAAUAAAAUAAAAAAAAAAAAAACAUGCAACGUUGACUCGGAGUUUAAGAAAAAU
Molecule: messenger RNA, 5861 nt
Organism: Neodiprion virginianus
Lineage: Eukaryota; Metazoa; Arthropoda; Insecta; Hymenoptera; Diprionidae
Product: RNA binding protein fox-1 homolog 2-like
Exons: 14
Coding region: 628-1977 (449 amino acids)
Biological process (GO): regulation of alternative mRNA splicing, via spliceosome; nervous system development
Cellular component (GO): nucleus; cytoplasm
Molecular function (GO): mRNA binding
Source: RefSeq, a predicted model, not a curated record